ACCCAAAAUAUAGCAAACUUGCAUCCACGGAGCAGAAAGCCCAUGCCAUGCACCCCAUGCUCGGGGCGGUCAGGCCGUGGACAGGAGACAAUGAGUUUAUAAAGAGUCCUCCGAUAAUGCGGCCUUACCACGUUUUACCAAUGUUUGAACAUUUUCCAGUUCCUCUCGUUGACAUGGAGCUGUUCAGACCUGUCCCUGAGAGAAGGCACCUGCCCAACAUUUUAAACCGUCUUCUAAUUCCUCAAGUGGAUCAUCAGCGUAUCCAAGUGUCUCCUGUGCGUAAUACUCAUGGUGUGGAAGUGUGGUGUGGUUACAGUAAGGUUUCGGUGCGUUUGAAUAGGAGACUACUGGGCUUCAGAGGUUUGCCUUCUUCAUUUCACCUGGGAACAUGUUCUGUCUCUCGCUCGGACAAGAAAUUCUUAUAUUUCCACUACGACCUCAAUGAGUGCGGGGGCUCUUUAAAGGUGAUGAAUGGACAGAUUGUGUAUUCCAACAUUGUGCACUAUACACCAGAACCCCAGGGGAUAGUCAUCCGAGCUGUGCCACUUGCAUUAAACAUCCAGUGCUCAUACAAUAGAUUUCAUUAUUCCUACAAAAUAGGCUUCCUGCCCAUUGUGAACGAGCCCAUGUUCCACAAGACUUUUGAAAGCAGGGUCAAGUUUAGUCUUUUUGUGUGUAAUGAACACUGGGAAAAACUGGGGGAAAAAGGGAGUUUUGUGCUUGGGGAGCCCAUGUAUUUUGAAGCCAGUGCCGCUCAUACAUCCAAGGAUGAAAUGCUUUUCAUUGACUCCUGUUAUGUGACGGCUUCCAAUGCCCCGAGCUCCACUUCACGACACCAUGUGAUUCGCAAUUUUGGGUGUAUGGAGGACAGCAGAAGACAAGGAAGUCUGUCCCGCUUCCUCCUAAGACAAUCAAAUAUUCUUCGGUUUUCAGUUGAUGCCUUUUUACUCCCCCAAGUUACUGACAUGAACUUUUACCUACAUUGCAAAGUGUCCAUUCACAAUGUCACUACAAGUGCCACAGCAAAGUCCUGUACCUAUAACAAAGCAGAGAGAAGGUGGGAAGAAAUCUACACUGAUGCAUCUGUUUGUGCUUGUUGUGAUUCCACAUGUGACGUUGAAGAUACUUCUUCUUUGACUCAUGUCAUGCAAUCUCUGAUAACAAGCAAGCCCUGGAUUUUGGACCAGAAUCAACAACCUUUUAUCCUGACUAAGAAAGAAUUGGUCAAUAUUCAGGAGGGCACAAAUGAGGUUCAUGGAAUCAGUGAAGAGGAAGAGAAUAAUUACGCAGUGACUAAUGAUGCAGAACAGAUGGAAACAAAAAAGAAAGACAAAGAGAUGCUAAGAGAAUAUUUAAAUGAAGAGGUUGAAAUAAUUGCUGGAAAAGAGACAACUGGUGCAGAGUCGGAAAAUAAAGUGGCUUAUAGUGGAAAAGUGAUAUUUCUCAAGGAAAGAAAGGAAAAAAUGGAGAUGGAGGAGGGAGAUGCUGGGAGGUUCAAAAAUCAAAUUAAAACUGACUUGGUUGAAAAGUCCAAUGUUCAGUUAUUAAAAGGGUCAGUGGAAGAUGUUAACCAUGACAAAAGUUCCAAUAAGAGCCGACCAAAACAAAUGAAUCGCAUUUCCAGAGAAGAAAUGUCCAAGGAUAAAAUGCAGCCUGAGCAUUUUGAGAAGAACUUGCAUGUACAACGCGCAAUACAGCCACGAAUGCUGAUUGAUGAAGACAUGUUUUUAAAUGCCAAGCAAGAACCAAUAGAGUGGAAUGAAGAUAUAGAUUAACUUGAACCAUUGGGAAAGAAACUGGGGACUUACUAUCUUUUGGGCUUAUUCCAGUGUUUUUUGAAAUCUCCAAGGACCCUUGAUGGACUUGUCUUUGCAGUUGUCUCGGGGGAUAGAACUAUCUGCAUCCUUUCCUAAUGUUGGUAUCUUGCUUAUGAAUUUAUGAAUAUGUGCAUAAUGACAUGUCUGAAUUAAACAAGAUCAAUUCUGUGCACUGUUUGAGCUGCUCUUUCCAAAUUAUUUAAUAAUCU
Molecule: messenger RNA, 2026 nt
Organism: Myxocyprinus asiaticus (Chinese sucker)
Lineage: Eukaryota; Metazoa; Chordata; Actinopteri; Cypriniformes; Catostomidae
Exons: 9
Coding region: 48-1775 (575 amino acids)
Biological process (GO): egg coat formation; positive regulation of acrosome reaction; binding of sperm to zona pellucida
Cellular component (GO): extracellular matrix
Molecular function (GO): acrosin binding
Source: RefSeq, a predicted model, not a curated record